GACUACAGAGCUAGCUCCUCCUCGAUCAUGGCUUCUGGCUCUGUUCCUGACAUCUGGAAGUGGAUCACAAGCCUCCCCAAGCAAUGGAGGGGAGAAAAAUCCUACUCCCUUCAAAUAUGCAAUUCGCCAUCCACAAACGAGUCACUGAACCUCGUAGUCAGCAGGAAACCUGAAGAAGCCCAUCCAAUCAUUUUUUGUUUCUCCGUCUGUGGAGAUACCCAUGACCCCGUCUCGCUCUGGAGCUCCCAUUACUCCAGGCUGAAACCGGCAAAUAACAAUACCACAGACGUUACCGUCCAGUUCUUGCUUGAGAUCAUCUGCGGGGUCCUGAAGUAUGGCCCUUACUCUAGCAGCAGAUCAAUCCUCCGGUUGCCGGAUGUUCCCAUGUCUGAAGAUUCAGGCAGGAUCCUGAGCCUGUCGGUCCUCACGCUGGCGCUCCUGGUCUGCGUCUACGAGGCCCCGUCCCCGCUCCGGCGAGAGUUCAUCGGUGUCAUCAGCCCGCAGCUGGCGCGCGACGAGAUGCGGUGCGCCGCGAGAACGCUGAUGCUGUCCCUGGGGUCCAACCUGGAGGAGCAGUGGAUGCGAUCUCUGAACCUCGGCGUGACCAACUGGGCCAUGGAAGCUCUCCGGUCAGGCGGCGGGGGUGGGCCGCCGGCGCCGGCCCGCUUCGCCGUGUUCUCUUAUGCACUGUCGGCCAGCAGGCUGUGGAAGGUCCAGGUGUACUGUCCGGUGGUGGCCAUGGCCAUGGACCAGUCCUCUCAUCACCUGCAGCAGGCCAAGGACGAGAGGCUGCUCUUCUCGCUCAACUACCAGCAGCUCGAGAGCGUCAUCCAGCUCGUGUACAGGGUCGCCUUCAAGGAGAACUGGAUCGACGUCGCCGUCAACGUCGACAACAUCAGGUGCGACGUGAUCCAGCUGGUGUCAGAGACGCUCAUGGCGAAGCAGGGCUACGGAUCGGACGAGAAGCACUUCCCAUCGCGGAUCUCACUGCAGCUGACUCCAUUACAGCAGUCGGACAUCCUGUCGCUGUCGGUGAGCCGGUCGACGGAGAACCCGGUCCAGGAGGUGGCCACGGACAAGGGCAUCGACACGACGCUGGGCGCGGCGCCGGCGGCGUCUAUCGGCAUCAGCGUGUCGGCGCACGAGACGGUGACGAGGAGCGUGAGGCCGUGGAAGUUCGAGCACUCGGUGCAGGGGAACACGGCGUCGCUCAGCUGGUUCCUCCACGGCGGCGGCGGCGGGGGCCGGGAGGUGUUCUCCAGCGAGCCGCCGAAGCUGGAGCUGUGCCAGCCCAGGUCGUGGUUCAGGAACCGGUACACCAGCCCCAGCAGGCCCUUCACGCGGAGCGGCGGGGUUAUAUUCGCCGGAGAUGAGUACGGGGAAGGGGUUUGCUGGAGGAUGGCGGCGGCGGCGGCUGGGAAGACCCUGGAGUGGGAGAUCAAGGGGAGGGUUUGGGUCACCUACUGGCCCAAUAAGAAGAGGACGCUGCAUACUGAGACUCGGAGGCUACAGUUCAGAGAGCUGCUCCGGCUCACGCUCUGAACCUCUGACUCGGUAUCAUUUGAAGAACGAGUAUGGAUCAGUUAUGGAGAGGGAAAUAAUCACUGGUGCUAGUCUAGGAUACCAGUGUGCGUGUCUGCGACUGUGAAAUAUGAAAUGCAGACCGAAUGAAAUCACAGAGGAAUGUGUUUAUUGGAUACUCUUCCGGCCGGAACUACUCGUUGCUAUUUAGUACAACUUUGUAUGCAACUUUGCAUGUGUGGAUUAAAACUUUGUAUGCCGGAGUAAAAAGGAAAAUUAAGAAAAAAAAUAAUACCGGAGGAACACA
Brachypodium distachyon (stiff brome) is the source of this 1828-nucleotide messenger RNA. RefSeq lists its product as uncharacterized. NCBI's taxonomy places the organism in Eukaryota, Viridiplantae, Streptophyta, Magnoliopsida, Poales, Poaceae. The record is from RefSeq and is a predicted model, not a curated record. Bases 28 to 1542 code for a protein of 504 amino acids. The transcript has 2 exons.